AUGGACAGCUUGCCUGGCCAUCUCUUGAACAAGGUUCUCUUCAAGACAGAUCUCAGAGCUCUGGCUAUGUUGUGUUGCACAAAUACAUCACUCCAGUCCCAUAUACACGAUCCUUCUUUUGUAUCUGAAUACUAUUCUCAGAUAAAAUCCAGUUUGCUUCAUAUCUCCACUUAUGGCUCACCUUACCUAGUCUACCACCACCCACACAGCGGUUCUAGGUCACAUAAAACCAAAAACAGGUUAAUGGAGUGUCAUAUUUUGGAAUGCUGCUCAGGCCUUCUUCUACUUUUCAUUGAUGGUCGUCUAUGCGUGACAAACCCCAUUAGGAAGAAGUUUCGAUUCUUGACUCGUCGGGACAAGAGAAAGCAGCUAGGGCUCGCGGUUAAUCAGCUUGAUCGAACCACACAGAAUUUCAAAGUUGUGUACAUAUUCGAGAUGGCAAAAACCGAUCAAACGAAGUAUGGUUUCGAGAUUAACGCCGGAGACUCAUGGACAUAUUCAAAAACUACACUUACUUGCCACACAAACAAUCUUGAUGACCGUAUGAAGAACCCUGUUUACUUGAACGGGUCUCUUCACUGGCUAAGAAACGACGGAAGCAUCAUAGCUUUCAACCCCGAAACAGAGCAAGCACGGCUGAUCCAGACUGACUUCCCCCGGGGAUUGACUUCGAGAACGCUCUUUGCACCCGGAGUUAAUAGCUUGACUUUGGUAUCAGCCAAUGAGAACAUUCUCAGUGAUCCCAAAUGGGUCCUCGAGAAGCAGAUCCAGAACGGAGUGAUUGACAAAAUAGUUACUUGGUACGUAGAAGCUUACAACGGAAAGUGUUUAGUGUUACGAACUUGUUAUGAUGGAGUAGUUCAUGUGUACGACUUGAGUGCUAGCAAGUGGGCAGUCAUGGGUUCGGUUCCAACGUGGUGCGAUGCAAAUCGAGAUUUUUUUCUAUUCACGCCGUCGUCGUCUUCUGUGGUAGGACUUGAUGAGAUAUUGGCUUGUGGUGAUAGACGCAUCUCCUCUCUAAGAUUGAUUAUGGGACUUGUUGAUGGAAGCUCAUCAGAAAAGGUGGAGUAGCAACUUGUUGAUGGAAGCUCGUCAGAAGAGAUGAGAUUACUUUUGAGGAUAUUAUUUGUAUGAGCAACAUACCAACACAAACGAACUGUGUAGUAGACACAUUCGUAUUAA
Molecule: messenger RNA, 1182 nt
Organism: Brassica oleracea var. oleracea
Lineage: Eukaryota; Viridiplantae; Streptophyta; Magnoliopsida; Brassicales; Brassicaceae
Product: putative F-box protein At1g57580
Exons: 1
Coding region: 1-1071 (356 amino acids)
Molecular function (GO): protein binding
Source: RefSeq, a predicted model, not a curated record